UUUUCACAAACGGUAACUUUGGUGGAAAAUGGCGUCUGUUUUCUUUCGAAGCUGCCGAAUUUCAGAAUGUUUGACUCAAAAACAUGUUGCCAAAGUACUUGCAGCUUGUAACAUUCUCCCAACACAGCCAAAACGCCACCUAUCCAUUCACGAACACCUCAGCUUCAAACUUCUGCACGAUGCCGGUGUUGCAGUACCAAAGUUCAAGGUUGCUGCAUCAUCUGACCAAGCCUUUGAGGAUGCCAAGAAAAUUGGUGAUGAGACUGGAACCCCUGAUGUUGUUGUGAAAGCACAAGUUUUAGCUGGUGGUCGAGGCAAAGGAUCAUGGGAUAGUGGUUUACAAGGAGGCGUUAAGCUCGUCUUUUCUGCCGAUGAAGCCCGCGACAUAUCGCACAAGAUGAUCAAUCACAAGCUGUUCACCAAACAGACGGGCACGGAGGGCCGACUCUGCAGCAACGUGAUGGUUGUCCAGCGCCUCUACUCUCGCAGAGAGUUCUACUUCGCCAUUACCAUGGAGAGAAGUUUCGCUGGGCCAGUCUUAGUAGGGAGCUCUCAGGGAGGUAUGAAUAUUGAGGAGGUGGCCCAAAAGGAUCCAAAAGCAAUUCUGAAGGAACCAGUUGACAUUCUCACUGGCAUCACGAAGGAGCAGACCACCAACUUUGCCAAGCAGAUGGGAUUCAGUGAACCUUGCAUUGACGAGGCAGCUGAGAUGAUGAUGAAACUGUACACAGACGUCUUUAUCAAGUACGAUUCCACCUUACUGGAAAUCAACCCCAUGUCAGAGGACUCUAGUGGAAAGGUUUAUUGUAUGGACUGCAAGCUGAACAUUGACGACAAUGCUGUAUUCCGACAGCAGGAAAUCUUCAAAUUGCGUGACUGGACUCAGGAAGACGACCGUGACAGACGGGCCGCUGCGGCAGAUCUCAACUACAUCGGUCUUGACGGCAACAUCGGCUGCCUGGUUAAUGGAGCUGGUCUGGCUAUGGCGACCAUGGAUAUCAUCAAACUCCACGGUGGGGCGCCGGCUAACUUUCUUGAUGUUGGAGGUGGAGCAACAGCAAAACAAGUCACAGAAGCCUUCAGACUGAUUACUUCAGAUCCCAAGGUUGAUGCAAUUCUUGUAAAUAUAUUUGGUGGCAUCAUGCGAUGUGAUGUCAUAGCUCAGGGUAUUGUAGCUGCGGCUCUGGAACUCAGCCUAAAAAUACCCAUUGUUGUUCGCCUACAAGGAACAAGAAAUGAAGAUGCGCGUGCGGUAAUAGCAGCAAGCCAGAUGAAAAUUUUGUCCUGUGAUAAUUUAGAUGAAGCAGCCAGAAUGGUUGUGCGGCUGUCAGCAAUUGUUGGAUUGGCGCGAGAGGCUUCUGUGGACGUUAAAUUCGAGUUGCCAAUUUAAUUGCAGAAUAUAUAUAUAUAUAUAUAUAAACUUUGACAAUUCUGUAGCUUAUUUCAUUGUGAAUACUGUACAUAUUAGAGUAAUGUACUGUUUGAAUGUGUUAAAGAAAAUAUCCUGGAACACAUGGAUGUAUUAGUGUUCUCGUUUUGAAUACUACAUGUAUACUGAUGUCCAAAAGAAACUAUACCAAGAAAAAUUGAUUUAAUUUACUUUAUAAUUUGGAUAAUGAAAAUAACAUGAUGGCUAAAUAUGUUUUUGCGUUUAUGGAAUGAAAUUUAGUUCACAACAUGCCAAAACACCACCCUCAUGAACAUAUAUGUUUUAAACAAGCAGUAUAUUUUGGUUUUUCUUCAGUAGUCUCAAGACUUAGUAUAGUUUCUUUUAGACGUCAGUAUACAAGUAUCACAAUG
Gigantopelta aegis is the source of this 1800-nucleotide messenger RNA. Its product is annotated as succinate--CoA ligase [ADP-forming] subunit beta, mitochondrial-like. NCBI's taxonomy places the organism in Eukaryota, Metazoa, Mollusca, Gastropoda, Neomphalida, Peltospiridae. Gene Ontology annotation, cellular component: succinate-CoA ligase complex; mitochondrion. The transcript has 11 exons. The record is from RefSeq and is a predicted model, not a curated record. Gene Ontology annotation, molecular function: succinate-CoA ligase (ADP-forming) activity; ATP binding; metal ion binding. Bases 29 to 1390 code for a protein of 453 amino acids. Gene Ontology annotation, biological process: succinyl-CoA metabolic process; tricarboxylic acid cycle.